AUGGACACUUCAUCCAAAGAAAAUAUCCAGUUAUUCUGCAAAAGUUCAAUGCAACCUGUCGGGCGAUCUUCCUUUAAAACAGAAUAUUCUUCCUCAAAGGAGAAACAACGAUGCUGUGGUAAACUGAAGGUAUUUUUGGGUGCCUUGUCUUUCGUCUACUUUGCCAAAGCAUUGGCAGAAGGCUAUCUGAAGAGCACCAUCACUCAGAUAGAGAGAAGGUUUGAUAUCCCUUCUUCACUGGUGGGAGUUAUUGAUGGUAGUUUUGAAAUUGGGAAUCUCUUAGUUAUAACGUUUGUAAGCUACUUUGGAGCCAAACUUCACAGGCCAAAAAUAAUUGGAACAGGGUGCCUAAUCAUGGGAGUUGGAACAUUGCUCAUUGCAAUGCCUCAGUUCUUCAUGCAGCAGUACAAAUAUGAAAAAUAUUCUCCUUUCUCUAAUUCCACUCUCAGCCUCUCUCCAUGUCUUUUGGAGUCAGACAGUCAAUUACCUCUCUCGAUUAUAGAAAAAUCACAAUCCAAAAGGACUGAUGAAUGUGAAAUGGAUGCCGGCUCUUCCAUGUGGGUUUAUGUUUUCCUGGGGAACCUUCUUCGUGGAAUUGGGGAAACUCCUAUUCAGCCUCUAGGCAUUGCCUACCUUGAUGAUUUUGCCAGUGAAGACAAUUCUGCUUUCUAUAUUGGGUGUGUGCAGACGGUUGCAAUUAUAGGACCGAUCUUUGGCUUCCUGCUAGGCUCAUUAUGUGCCAAACUGUAUGUUGACAUUGGCUUUGUAAACCUAGAUCAUGUAACCAUUACUCCAAAGGAUCCCCAGUGGGUAGGAGCCUGGUGGCUGGGUUACCUAAUAGCAGGAAUUGUAAGUCUUCUUGCAGCUCUGCCUUUCUGGUGUUUACCAAAGAGUCUGCCGAGACCCCGAAGUAGAGAGGAUUCCAAUUCCUCCUCUGAAAAAUUCAAGUUUAUUAUGGAUGAUCAUACAGACUACCAAACACCCCUUGGAGAAAAGUCAAAAAUAAUGGAAAUGGCAAGAGAUUUUCUUCCAUCACUGAAGAAUCUCUUUGGAAAUCCACUGUACUUGUUAUAUUUGUGUGCCAGCACCGUUCAGUUCAAUUCUUUGUUCGGAAUGGUGACCUAUAAACCCAAGUACAUUGAGCAGCAGUAUGGGCAGUCAUCCUCUAAGGCCAACUUUGUUAUCGGGCUCAUCAACAUACCUGCAGUGGCCUUUGGAAUAUUCUCUGGGGGGAUAGUUAUGAAAAAAUUCAGAAUCAGUGUGUAUGGAGCUGCAAAACUCUACUUGGGAUCAUCUGUUCUUGGGUACCUCCUAUUCCUUUCCCUGUUUGCACUGGGCUGUGAAAAUUCUGAUGUGGCAGGACUAACUGUCUCCUACCAAGGAACCAAACCUGUCUCUUAUCAUGAACGAGCUCUCUUUUCAGAUUGCAACUCAAGAUGCAAAUGUUCAGAGACAAAAUGGGAACCUGUGUGUGGUGAAAAUGGAAUCACCUAUGCAUCGGCAUGUCUUGCUGGUUGUCAAACCUCCACCAGGAGUGGAAAAACUCUUAUAUUUUAUAACUGUACCUGUGUGGGGAUUGCAGCCUCAAAGUCAGGAAAUUCCUCAGGCAUGGUGGGCAGGUGUCAAAAAGAUAAUGGAUGUCCCAAAAUGUUUCUGUAUUUCCUUGUCAUUUCAGUCAUCACAUCCUAUACUUUAUCUCUAGGUGGCAUACCUGGAUACAUACUGCUUCUGAGGUGCAUUAAGCCACAAUUUAAGUCUUUUGCCCUGGGUAUCUACACCUUAGCAAUAAGAGUUCUUGCAGGAAUCCCAGCUCCCGUGUAUUUUGGAAUUUUGAUUGACACUUCAUGCCUCAAAUGGGGAUUUAAAAGAUGUGGACAUAGAGGCUCCUGCAGAUUAUAUGAUUCAAAUGCUUUCAGACACAUAUAUCUGGGACUAACUGUGAUGCUGGGCACAGUGUCCAUUUUCCUAAGUAUUGCAGUACUUUUCACUUUAAAGAAAAAUUGUGUUUCAAAACAUAGAAGCUUCAGAACCAAGACAGAAGGAACAAUGGUGUCUACAAGAAUCAGGAAGGAAAAUUGUACUACAAGUGAUCAUUUGCUACAACCCAACUACUGGCCAGGCAAGGAAACACAGCUUUAG
Odobenus rosmarus divergens (Pacific walrus) is the source of this 2139-nucleotide messenger RNA. RefSeq names its product solute carrier organic anion transporter family, member 1C1 (gene SLCO1C1). Lineage: Eukaryota; Metazoa; Chordata; Mammalia; Carnivora; Odobenidae. The transcript is spliced from 14 exons. The coding region runs from base 1 to 2139 and encodes 712 amino acids. Gene Ontology annotation, cellular component: membrane. The record is from RefSeq and is a predicted model, not a curated record. Gene Ontology annotation, biological process: bile acid and bile salt transport; sodium-independent organic anion transport; transmembrane transport. Gene Ontology annotation, molecular function: protein binding; bile acid transmembrane transporter activity.